UAUGAUUUUAGAUACGAAUCAAUCCAAUUACAAUUAGGACUUAACAUAUACCUUGUUUGAACACUCGUAAAUGAUUAAAAAUGAUAAACUACACUGUGCUUUGCUGAUAAUAAUUAAAUGCAGACUCAUCAAGUGGAUUUUGUCAUUCUCUGCUUGGGGAGGUAUAGUGAUGUACCAAAUUUUCCAGACUUUCCAGAAAAUAAGGGCCCCGAAGCCUUUUCAGGAAAGGUGAUACAUUCGAUGGACUAUUCUAACAUGGACCAAGCAACUGCCCAAAAAUUUAUCCAAGGAAAGCAAGUUACCGUUGUUGGAUUCCAGAAAUCUGGAAUGGACAUUUCAAUGGAAGUCUCAACAGCCAAUGGCAUCGAACACCCAUGUACUCUUUUAUACAGGACUGAGCACUGGAAUCUACCUGAUUACGUCCCGUGGGGAGUUCCUAUUGGCUUUCUAUAUCUGAAUCGGUUCGCAGAGCUCUUGAUUCAUAAGCCUGAUGAAGGGCUUCUUUUAAGCCUCCUGGCAACAAUUCUCUCGCCUUUGAGAUGGGGAAUUUCGAAAUUUGUUGAAAGUCACAUAAAAAGAAAGCUAAGGCUGGUAAGGCAUGGUAUGGUGCCAAAACACAAUUUUUUGAAAGAACUAAAUUCUUGUUCAAUUGCGACCGUGCCAGAGGGCUUCGUUGACAGGGUUGAGGAAGGAAGCAUCAAACUUAAGAAAGCGCAAAAUUUCACCUUUUGCAGUGAAGGAAUUUUGGUCAAUGGUGAGGCCGAACCUUUCAAGACUGAUCUGGUGAUACUUGCUACGGGGUUUAGGGGUGUCGACAAGCUCAAAAACGCAUUAGCAUCCCCAACUUUUCAGGAUUGCGUAACUGGGGAAACUAGACUUCCACUAUACAGGGAAUGUAUUCAUCCUCGGAUUCCACAAUUGGCAUUAAUUGGUUUCUCUGUAAGUAUUGUAGACCUGUUCACCUCGGAGAUGAGGUGUCGAUGGUUAGCUGAGCUUCUUUCUGGGACAUUCAAGCUACCAAGCAUAAAGGAAAUGGAGAGAAAUGUAUCCCAAUGGAAUGACAGCAUGAAGCAAUCCUUGGGUGAAUACUACGAGAGAUCAUGCAUAGGUGCAUUGCUAUUAUGGUAUAUUGAUCAAUUGUGCAAGGAUAUGGGAUGGAAUCCGAAACGGAAAAAGGGUCUCCUUCGAGAGUGGUUCGAGCCAUAUGGACCAUUGGACUAUGUUUAAUUUCAAACGUGAUUAUGUCACAUUAACACGCACUCCAUAUCUGUAACGGCACUUCUAAUAAUACUGGGGAAAGUACAAACUAGGAGCCUUAUCAUAGAUCUAUUUCUGUUCAGCCAAUCUUUGCUGUGAAGUUCAAAG
This is a messenger RNA of Olea europaea var. sylvestris, 1365 nucleotides long. RefSeq names its product probable flavin-containing monooxygenase 1. Gene Ontology annotation, molecular function: flavin adenine dinucleotide binding; NADP binding; N,N-dimethylaniline monooxygenase activity. Lineage: Eukaryota; Viridiplantae; Streptophyta; Magnoliopsida; Lamiales; Oleaceae. The transcript has 4 exons. The record is from RefSeq and is a predicted model, not a curated record. The coding region runs from base 118 to 1227 and encodes 369 amino acids.